GCUAGUUGUAGUAAUGCUCGGAAUUUUCUCAAUGAUAUUGACAAACUUCAAAAUAAACUCCCAGAUCUGUUAACAUUUUAUAGUAAUCAAUACUCAUUUCAUGUGAGUGCAAGUAAUGAUGGUCUUUUUUUAUUAGAA
Cetraspora pellucida is the source of this 138-nucleotide messenger RNA. The record is from the annotation of a GenBank genome assembly. NCBI's taxonomy places the organism in Eukaryota, Fungi, Glomeromycota, Glomeromycetes, Diversisporales, Gigasporaceae.